Molecule: messenger RNA, 650 nt
Organism: Closterium sp. NIES-67
Lineage: Eukaryota; Viridiplantae; Streptophyta; Zygnematophyceae; Desmidiales; Closteriaceae
Source: the annotation of a GenBank genome assembly
AACCUUCAUCCAAGUAUAGAUACCACGCCUCCAGACCACACCAGAGCGUAGCGCCUUUCUCCCGCAGCAGCCAUGGCGGGCAUGCCGCGCUUGGUUCCUGCUCACGUGGCGGAGAACGUCGUCCGCCUAUACCGUGACUGUCUUCGCAUGGCGGAUUACCUCACUCACUCGAGGGGUCGGGGGCCGUCAGUGAGGGAGCACAUCCGCAGCGAGUUCAGGAAGCAUGCGCACGAGACAGACCCCGCCAAGAUAGCGGAGCUCAAGGAAAGUGCGGUGAGAGCUUUAUCCAACUACAUGAUAUAUGAGGCAGGCAACUUAGCACGGCGAGGCAAGAUACUGCGCCCCAGAUGAUCACAACAUACUCCACCUUACUGAGUGUCACGACUCAGAACGAUACUGGAUGCUGACAAGAGAUUCCGCCUUACUGAGUGUCACGAUGCUGCGUUCUACAUGAUGAGAGAACACUCCGCCCAACUGUGUCACAAUACUGUGCUCGGGAUGAUGCUGCAUGCAUUUGAGGUCGCAUGAGCUGUGGCCGUAGCUGCAUGCCAUGUCAGAAAAGUAACAGUAGCCUUCAUAAUGAUUGAGGCUGCUCUGGUGGGAAAAGACCAGUGGGUGCUAGAAUACCACAUGACCAUAGCUGUUGACAA